AAUUCUUAACUAUACUCUAAGUUUAACCUUUGAGCAUAGCGCUGUUAUGAUUGGUGAACUAAUAAAUUUCAUACAUACAUUAACAAGACCCUCGAUUUAUUUACUCGUUUCUAUUAUUUUGUAUUCUUAUACGAGUAACGAAGUGUAUAUAUCACUUACCGAGUCUGGAACAGCUUUUAUUUUAUUAUUUCAUGCGAUUGGAUAGAAUAAAUGCUCUGUUUGUCUAACUAAAGUGAAUAUAAUGAGCAACAAUGAGUAGAAGUAGACAAAGCAGUCAGUAAGGUGCAUCAGUUUAUGUAGUUUAAAAAUUCCAAUUCACAUCGUGACACUACGAUUCACUCUCAAAGCAUGCGCCAACCACCAGUGCGGCAAUAUGAUUAUUUUCUGACCGCGGUGUAUAAGGGUAUACAUAAACGUGUUUGUCUUUCGGUGUUUGACAUAAUAAAUAACCGUAAUGUAAAUAGUACUUUUUUGUCAUUUGAGUCAAUAUGGACAAUAAUCUUCCGGAUUUAACAGCAAACGGAACGAUACAAGAUGGUCACUCCAAUUUGGAAAAAUUAACGCAAUCUUAUUUGUUGUUAAAGCAAAAAAUCUGUGAAACUCAUGAAGUGAUUAAACAGUAUAAUGACAAACUGAAAGAAUGUGAACGCUUAAAAACAGACUUAGAUGCAGCAACUAAACAAACAAAGAAAGUCUCGUGUAAUUAUAAUUCUACAUUAGCUAAAGUUAUUAAAUUGGAACUUCAAAAUACAGAGUAUAAAAAGAACAUUGAAACUCUAAAAGCACAAGUAAAUGAAUAUCAAAUAAAGUUAGCAGCGGAUCAGCAACAUAUACAGCAAUUAAUAUGUAAAAUAAAAGAUGUAGAAGAACAGCAGAAUGAUAAGAUUAUGCAGUAUGAUUUAGAAAAGUCUUCGUUACAAGUGAAAAUUAAAGAAGUUGAACAAGAAUUAAAAAAUGUUAAGAAGUCUUAUGAUACAAAAAUUAAGAAGAUGGAAAAGAAAAUUUCAAUGGAAAACAGCAGUAAUAACAAUACUAGAGUCAAAAUGAAAGAUGCUGGAAUAAAUACAAUAUUCGCUAACGACGAUAUAGUGCUAAAACCGAAAGUCGCGCACAAAUGUAUAAUGACUAAUGAAUUUUAUGACGUAAACGACAUGUAUCCUAUAUUUUGUGCCAAAUGUGAAGUUCAUUUAAAACCAGCUCCUCUUGAAAAGAUAUGCAAAAUAAUGGUGGAGUCAUGUCCAAGACUUAUUGAAAAAAUUUCAUCUCCUAAAAAAGCUCUACCAUCUUUAGAAAUUUCAAAUGAUAUGGAUAAUGAACACUAUACAACUGAAAGCCUACCGAUAUUGUCUGAAACACAAUUACCGCAUUUACAAGAUCAAAACAAUCAUGUCGACUUAAUUCCUACGAAACUUUUACCUUUGCAUAAUCCAGUUACAUUAAACCGUGCAGAUUAUUGUCAUAAUCUUCCUCAAAAACCAAAUUAUUAUAUUGGAUCAAUACCGGUCAAUUCUCCCUCAAUGACAAGCUCUAGUACAAGUGACCAAAACAAUCAUUGUGAAGAUAUAACAACGGUUUCAUCUUUGUUGUCACUUAUUUCUUCAUUACAAAAGAGGAUUGACAUGUUAGAAACUAAGAUCAAACAGAAAUUCAAUAAAAGGAAAUCAGAACAAAGCGGUAACUGUUGGCAACAUAAAUAUCCAAAUGUUUGCAUGUACAACAGUAAUUGUAUGCAGUUGAAUUUUAUGGAGCUGUGGAAGAGGAUGGCCGAUUUUUACGAUACCAAGGAGAAGGAUCGAUUUAAUAUGCAUAAGUAUAGAAAUAAAAAUUCAAGUAAAUGUAAAGCAUUUCUCAUAAAACGUAAAAAAAGGUUGCAAAGUGGAUGUGCCGGCUCUUGGAAUGUUGAAACGGUCCCGAAAAAAGUACAGCAGACCCCUCUCAGAAGAAGGCUUAAAAAACGUAAAUAUCAGCAUUCUAUGCUACUCAGUAAAUCUAAUUCGUUGCUAAGUAAGCAUAAAGAUUUUGAAAAGUCAAUAAGUGAUUCCGAUACUAAUUCAUACGAUAAUGCAUUUAACGAUGGUACUCAUAUAAAUGCAAGUGUUAGUAUGGAAUCUAAGAAUGUAUCGCCUGUAGAAAAAUCGAUUCUACGUUCAAACUGUAAUAGUCGAUUGAAAACGUCAUGUUCCAUUCAAUAUACCGAUACAGAUGAAGCUGAUGAAAUUGAAGAGGCAAUACAAAACUCUGUUGAAACUAGUAAAUUUGUAGGAGGUGAAACUGACUCAGGGAUACUAUCAGAUUCGGUUGAGUCGGCUAAACAACUCGAAACAGGCAUAAGUACACGUUCAAGUUCUAAGAAGCGUAAGACUAUGCCGGAAGUAAAACCUUUUACAAAAAAUGCAUCGUCUUUUACGGAAAACGUUGAACCUAGGAAACUACACUUUGCGAAAAAAUCUCCUGUAAAAGUAAUUAAAUCUAGUAAGUUAAUGGAAACAAGCAUUGAUCCCGAAAUAUUGAAGUUAGAUGAACAUACAGAAAAAACGGAAAAUAAAAGGGAAACAGAAUCUUCUACCUUUAACUCUACAAGUUGUACUAGAAAGAGGAAACUUCGUACAAAUGAACAUCAGGAACCGAAAAAGUGCGGUAGUCGACAAGUUUUGUUAAAAAAAUUAAGAAAUUUAAAGAAAACCAGUAAAAUUAUAAAAACGAGUCAAAAUGUUUCAGACCAUCAAAGAGUAGAACAAAACCACUUAGCCAAUGAAAAGGAAACUGUAAACGAUGAUAAUUGCGUACCUACAAAAAGACCUCGUAUCGCACAUGUCCCGAAAAGCACAGUAAUCGAACAAACAAAUUCGAUACAUAAUAGUCCACAAGUCCGGAAAUGUCAAGUAAAAGAUGUAACAAAUAUAAACGUGCAACCACAAACCGUUGCCGGUAAUAAUUCCGAAACUGAUACAAAUACGACAGCAGAAGAAACGAAAGUAGUGAAAACGAAAUGUAGAGAAUAUAAUGCUCCAAUUUUGAAAAUGGUAAAAGAUGAUGAUAACGAGUUAGAAAAAAAAUGUAGCAAUAAGAGAGAGGAGAUCAAAUCUAAUUUUGUAAACACUGUAAAUUCUAUCACAACAAAUGUUAUAGACAAAAAUAACGUUGACGAAUUGGUCAGUACUGACGCUGAUCAUUCAUCUGAAAAUAAUUCGAAAAUAAAAGAUCCACUGGACAUAGAUGUGGAUAGUUCCGAUAAUUCUGAUAAAUUUACUAUAACCACUACUAAUGACAUUGCAUUUAAAGAAAUGAUGGAAUUAAGCGAAAUGAAGAUCGAAUCAAAAGAGGAGUAUGAAGGUUCGAAACAGGAAUGCGAAAAUAAUUCCCCUACUUCAAAUGAAAUAAUUACUGAAAUUGAUAAUAAUGGUAGCAUGGAAUUAAACAGCAACGAAUCUCAAGUAACCGAGAAUGCUGAUGUUUCUCAAAUAAAUUUAGAUACAUCUAACACAGGCAUUGAAGAAGUUGUAAAGAUUGAACACUCAUACGAUUCCAGUGAUCUUAAUACAUCGUUUGAAUCAAUGACACAUUGCCCGCUUGUGAAAUUGAAACGAUAUAUUAAUGAAAGUAAAAUUUUAAGAAAAGAUAGUAGAAAUGGACCAAAAAGAUUUUUCAAUGUUCGUAUAGUAACGGAUAAAUUCGUAAAGAAGCAAUUACAAAGGCUCACGGAUAGUGACUGGGACACUUCGACUCAUUUGGAUGUAUUAGAAAAAUUAAAAUCUACUUGCAGUCCUCGCAUCAUAGCGAAAGGAAUUGUAGACUUUUUAAGUACAACAGAAGAGUGCAACAAGAGUUUAGAUAACACUCACACCCCGCCUGCGCCGUUAAUGACAACAACACAGCAAAAAAUUGUCGCGUUAUUGAUUGAUUUAGAAGAAUCAAAACCAGUCAUUUUUGAGUUUGUUCAGGCUGGCAUAGAAUACAAACUCUUUAGGAUUCAUGAUAAGAACAAUGGUCAAUCACAGUGGUCAUCUAUCGUGCAGUCACUUAGUAGAAUGUACACCGUCUUAGCGCGGGUUAAAAAAGAUAGAGAAAAAGUGAGGAUAUUCUGUUGCGAUAUUCUGUAUUUUUUGGGACUUCAUGCAACAGUUGCUUUAUAUACAGUAUUUACCUGUUGGCCAGAAGUAUUUCCAAAUAACGACACAACUAACGAAUUAUUGCCAAAGUGCAUAGCGCAUCUUAUCACAGCGCAACAAGCUGCAAAGCUUCCCAAACUUAAUGCUUUAAAGAACUUAGUAUCUGUAUUCUAUAAAUAUAAAAUGGGAACAGCUUCGAAAGAUGUGUUGAAAGAACUUUUAACCUCUCUCCAAGAAAAAUCUCAUGUCGAAGCCGAAACGGCCAUCAUACUCCUGGCAAAGAGGGAAGGCCCAAAAUGGGCAUAUAAGAACAUCAUUAAGAGUGCAUUACUACCUAUGAUAAUUGAGAAUAAACUUCCAAACACGUAUAGGGCAUUUUGUUUGCUUGGUAAUCUCAUGCGCGUGCUUCCAGUACAGGACAACAAUAAUUUGGUCGGUAGAAUUGUGGAACAAUUAUGCGACUUAAGUAAAUCCGGCGAAGGAUCGGAUGAACAACAAGAAGGUGUUAUCUCAGCAUUGCUGAGUCUGUCGAGGCACAAAUUCGAUGAUGUCGCGAAAAGUGUAAUAAAUUGGACCCCAAUUGCCCCCCUCCGCGUUCGAACUUCAAUACAGAUCGAUAGUUUUUUCAAUUUACGUCCUCCGAAUUAUUGGAAGGGCUACUUAAAAAAGUGCAAAAAUUUACCAGAACCGUGUGAACAAUGCAAAACGUAAUGCGCAUAUAAUUCAUAUCAUCUUUUCUUGCGCAAACGACACGAAUUCUGUGAUAUUUAAUGAAAUAAUUUAUAUUAUUUAAAAGUUCAAAUGUUUAUGUUCAUCAUUUGUUAAUUUUUCAUUUAUUUUUCGUUUAUCAGAUAAAACGACCAUUAGCUAAUCAAAAAUGUCAAUAACAAUUUAUUGACAUUUUUUUAACUGUUCUUUUAUUUUUUUUUUUGUUGAAGUGUACGAUGUACUACUUAAUUAAUCUCCUCUGAAGACUGUAUCACGUAUGUAUAUAUAAUACUUGCCUCCCAGGCAACCAAAGAAUUUCACAAGUAAAGGAAGCAUGAUUCGUAAUAUCGAUAAAUUAGUUUUUUUGCGCUUAAACCUUAGCGAUUUUUACUAUAUAUUACUAUACAAAGAGUACCGAAAAACUUAUAACAAAAAAAUCGAUUUAUUAUGUAAUAAAGUGAAAAAAACUGGUUUUCUA
Hylaeus volcanicus is the source of this 5295-nucleotide messenger RNA. RefSeq lists its product as uncharacterized. NCBI's taxonomy places the organism in Eukaryota, Metazoa, Arthropoda, Insecta, Hymenoptera, Colletidae. The record is from RefSeq and is a predicted model, not a curated record. The transcript has 13 exons. Bases 489 to 4820 code for a protein of 1443 amino acids.